AUGCCUCCAGCAGUUCGAUCUACGAGGCAACGCGCCGUCACGAAUGAGAACGAUGAAAACGCCACUACGACACGCUUGACGCGUGCAAAGGCCGCCAACUUGGGCGCCAACGAGUCGGCAGCAGACGUGCCCAAGAAGGCUCUCCAGACAAAGAAGUCGACUGCUACCCUCGGCGCGAACGGUGCCGCGACGCGAAAGCGUGCGGCUCUUGGUGACGUCAGCAAUGUCACAAAGCAGGACGCUCUGGGCGCAAAAGACGGAAAGAAGCCACUGGCUACCAAAGGCCAACUCUCAAAAGCAGCACAGCCAACCAAGGUCGAGAAGUCAUCACGGGCCGCUUCGACGCGUUCCAUUCUACAGCAAAAGGAAAAGAUCUCCACAUCCGACCUCAAGAAGCGCCCAGCUAGUGGCAACGGUAUCACAGGUCAGCCAGCAAAGAAGCGCGGCGCUGCCGCUGCAAAGUCAGUCAAGGCGGAGCCAAAGGUGGAUGUAAAGGAGGACGUCAAGGAGGAAGAGGAGAAGGAGCAGGAAGAAGAGAAGGAAGACCAGCCAGAGGAGGAAGAGGAGGAGAACGUCGAGCCACAAGAGAAGGUGGUUGAAGAGGACAAUGUCAAGCAGAGCAAGAGCUCAAAGAAGGAGGUUGAGGCACCCGUCACUGAGGUCUUCUACGACGGCCCGGAUCUAGACAAGGAGGACGUUGAUGACCCGCUCAUGGUCUCCGAGUAUGUUGUCGAGAUCUUUGAGUACCUGAAGGAGCUUGAGAUUGCCACCAUGGCCAACCCCGACUACAUGGAGAGCCAAACAGAACUCGAGUGGAAGAUGCGCGGCAUUCUUGUCGACUGGCUACUCGAGGUCCACACCCGCUUCCGUCUCCUUCCCGAGACUCUCUUCCUCGCUGUCAACAUCAUUGACCGCUUCCUUUCCACCAAGAUUGUCCAGCUGGACCGCCUUCAGUUGGUUGGUGUUACUGCCAUGUUCAUCGCCUCCAAGUACGAGGAGGUUCUCUCUCCUCACGUACAGAACUUCCGCCAUGUUGCCGAUGAUGGCUUCACCGAGGAGGAAAUUCUUAGCGCCGAACGCUUUGUCCUUGCUGCCUUGAACUACGACCUGAGCUACCCCAACCCCAUGAACUUCCUCCGCCGGAUAUCAAAGGCCGACAACUACGACAUCCAGACUCGCACACUGGGCAAGUAUCUCUUGGAGAUUGGCUGCCUGGAUCACCGCUUCCUCGCCCACCCUCCUAGCCAGGUUGCUGCCGCCGCCAUGUACCUUGCUCGCCUUGUUCUCGAGCGUGGCCCUUGGGACGCUACCCUCACACACUACGCCGGUUACACUGAGCAGGAGAUUCAGCCCGUUCUUGAGCUGAUGAUCGACUACCUCUCCGGCCCUGUUGUACACGAGGCCUUCUUUAAGAAGUAUGCCAGCAAAAAGUUCUUGAAAGCAUCCAUUGUUCUUCGCAAGUGGGCCAAGGAAUACGUUGCCGCCUAUGGUAACGCACUCCAAGAAGAGGCCGCUGUCCCCACCAAGACCAAGAGCGUGCGCUAA
Bipolaris victoriae FI3 is the source of this 1545-nucleotide messenger RNA. RefSeq lists its product as hypothetical. Gene Ontology annotation, cellular component: cytoplasm; cyclin-dependent protein kinase holoenzyme complex; centrosome. Lineage: Eukaryota; Fungi; Ascomycota; Dothideomycetes; Pleosporales; Pleosporaceae. Gene Ontology annotation, molecular function: cyclin-dependent protein serine/threonine kinase regulator activity. The transcript is spliced from 4 exons. Bases 1 to 1545 code for a protein of 514 amino acids. The record is from RefSeq and is a predicted model, not a curated record. Gene Ontology annotation, biological process: regulation of cyclin-dependent protein serine/threonine kinase activity; G2/M transition of mitotic cell cycle.